Messenger RNA from Etheostoma spectabile (orangethroat darter), 2421 nucleotides. RefSeq names its product CD5 antigen-like. The transcript is spliced from 7 exons. Lineage: Eukaryota; Metazoa; Chordata; Actinopteri; Perciformes; Percidae. The coding region runs from base 14 to 1198 and encodes 394 amino acids. Gene Ontology annotation, cellular component: membrane. The record is from RefSeq and is a predicted model, not a curated record.
GCAACGCAGAGAGAUGGUCCACAUGGACAAGGGUCACCUGUUGGUGCUGCUGCUGCUGCUGCUGUGGAGCUCAGAACUCCAGACUGAAGGAAAACACAACUCAGAAGAGUCUGUCAGGUUGGAGGGAGGUCGCUGCACAGGAACACUGCAGCUGAAACAUCAUGAAGAAUGGAGGCCAGUGAAUGACUUGGACUCUGUCUGGACCCUGAGGACAGCAGCUGUUGCCUGCAGAGAGUUGGACUGCGGCUCUGCUGUUUCUGUAGAACAGAGAAAAGAUUUCUCAUACAGAUCUGUGUGGGACAUCAGGUCUUACUGUGUAGAGUCAGGAUCUGCUCUGAGUGAGUGUGCAACAUCAUCUUUCUCUUACUACCUCCUGGAUCUCACCUGCUCAGACUCUGUCAGGUUGGUAAAUGGGACCAGUCUGUGCUCAGGCAGACUGGAGGUGAAGACCCAGAGGUGGUCCUCAGUGUGUGAAGCUGACUUUGACCAGCAGGAUGCAGAGGUUGUCUGUAGGGAACUUGGCUGUGGGGCUCCUUCAGUCCUCCAGGGGAUGCUCUUUGGAGAAGUGGAGGGUCCAAUGAGGACCAAAGAGUUCCAGUGUGGUGGCAAUGAGCGUGCUCUCCUGGACUGUAGAAGCUCAGGCUCAGAUAGAAACAACUGCUCAUCUGGAAAAGCUGUUGGACUCACCUGCUCAGAACCCGUCAGGUUGGUGGGAGGAAUCGGUCGUUGUACAGGGUCACUGGAGGUGAAACAUCAGGGAGACUGGAGACCAGUGAUUGUUUCUGGCUUGAUCACAGAGGUAGGAGCUGUUGCGUGCAGAGAGCUGGGCUGUCUUUCUCCUGUUUCCGUAGGAUGGAAGAAAGAGUCCUCAGUCCGAUCUGUGUGGAUGAUCAGCUCAGACUGUGUUCAGUUUGGAUCUACUUUGAGGGAGUGUGCAGUGUCAUAUUCCCAUUCCUCUAUCCUGAAUCUCAUCUGUUCAAGCUCAUCAGUGACACAAGGCACAGAUUCGAGGCCUUUUAUCAUCAAAGCGGUUGUCCUGCUGCUGACUUUGCUGCUGGUGAACGUGGCUCUUUACUUCUACUAUAAGGCCAGCAGGGGACGGCAGACAGACACACAGGAGGACAUUGAGCUAAAUGAUUAUCACCUGGGUGUUCCUGCAGUAGAAGAAGGGCAAACUGAAGAGGAAGGAACAGAGUAGCACCUCCAAAGAGCUCCUCUCACAUCCAGAUGGAUGUGAGAGGAGCACAAAUUAUUAUGUUACGUUAUAUACUAUAAAGCUCACAGCUCGAAGGCCAUUGGUUCCCACUGAAAGCGUACAAACGCCUGAGACUUUGAAAUUACAAUUCAAAACUAGAAACAAUGUUGGAAAAACUAUAUUAAAUAAAAACUUGAAACAUUGACAAAAUCCUCUUAUUUAUGUAUUACAAUAUUCAAAGCAAAUUAAAUUGAGUGACAUUUGAAUUAAAUCCUGAGAAAACAGAGAACUUAGAGCCACCUUCUUCAUACCUAAACAACAGAAUAGGUUGAUUGCCAGUGAUUCCUAAAACGACACAGACUGUCGCACAUUGCCCGUUUUAAACAUGUGACCAUAACACGUGACUGCGGUGGAUAUUUUGAUCAUGUGACCAUACUAUUAAACAUAAUGAACUGUUUAAGAUAGCUAACAUUGUAAACUAUUUAGGGAGGGUUAGUAAAACAUCAGGGAUUGGCUUAAAAUGAAGAAUGCUACCUCUUUUGCAGAAUUUGGUUGUACUUUGCCAUCUCACUUACUUAUUAAUAAUUACUAGCCUCACAACCUAACAACAAAUGUUGUUAUGAGCUGCUUACACAAUCACCCCACAAGAUUUUUUUCUUGCAGCUGGAGAUCUGCACAUACAGGGUUGGUGAACCAAAUCUGGUGCCAAGUUGAGAAUCAGUUAGCAUUUGUGAUUGAUUAAAGAAAUACAAUGCACUAAAGUCAUGUACCUCACAAACAAAGUACAAAUCGGUAUUUUUUCUAAACAAAUGUCAUGCUUUUUUUUAUAACAAAUGUUUAUUUUUGUACAGGAAUUUACUUGAUUUUGUAAUGGAUUGCUUAAUUUCAUACUUAAAGGAAUACUAUGCUGAUUUUAAAGCAACUCUGUAUCAUGUCAUGUUAGCUUGCUAGGUUAUAUAUCACCAAAUAUAGCAUAUUCUGCGUUAGAAAAAGGCCAUAAGCCAAAAUGAAAAGUAUAAUUCAGGGUAAGAGGGUUACAAGUUCUGGGUUUAGAUCUUAUUUAUAAGAUAUCGGUGGUACCGGACUCAUACAAUGACAGUUAUGUAGAAUGAUUACUGAAAUGUAGCAGUUUUACAUAUAUAUUUUAAUUCAUGAUUUUAACUUUAUAUUUUUGUACUUUUUUUACGCGAUGUAUCUCAUAUCAUAUCAAGAUUUCUUAUUAACUC